This is a messenger RNA of Strongylocentrotus purpuratus (purple sea urchin), 1471 nucleotides long. RefSeq lists its product as uncharacterized. NCBI's taxonomy places the organism in Eukaryota, Metazoa, Echinodermata, Echinoidea, Camarodonta, Strongylocentrotidae. The coding region runs from base 25 to 1353 and encodes 442 amino acids. The record is from RefSeq and is a predicted model, not a curated record. The transcript is spliced from 2 exons.
UGAUAUUUUAUCGAUAGAAUUGUAAUGUCUCAAAUGGAUAGCAGCACUGCUGCGUUUCCUCCGUCCGCGCUUUCACCCCAGGCACCGCCUGGUAGCGCAGGAGCCACGGGCUCCGACGGAAAGAAAAAAUUACCCAACUCCAGUGGCAAAGUCACGGCUGGCAAAGUCAGCAAGAGUGGGCCGGGGAAAGCUAAAAGUAAAACAAAGUCGGACUCGGAGCCAAAGGCAAUGAGCGAGAAAAAUCAGGAAGUGGAAUCAACGGUUCCAUUUUCUACUUUUAAUAACAGACUUGAUAAAAUGGAAGCGCUUCUUGCGCGAGUGGUUGAGGCAUUGCCCGCUACUAAUGCUACGGCUGUCACCGGCAGCUCACACCCGUCUUCGUCUCGCGGCCCCACCGGGGCUACCGGCGGGGAAGACUAUGUGCAACGGCCUCCGUUCGACCACGGGAAUGACAUACCGCCCACCGGGCUCAUGGAUUUUUACGGUCUACCCGCGGAUGCAACCGAAACGGGCGCCGUCUCGGAGGAAGAGAAUUUUGACUCAGACAUGCCUCAACCUGAUAACUUUGUCAUUCCCUCGAUCGCCGCAAAAUUCGCAAUGGCGUCGGAUAUCGGAGAUCCUAUUGAGGAGGAGAUAGCCCAAUCUACUUCAUAUCUCAUGACACACCAAUUGGAGGGGAAAGUUCUUGAUGAAGUUACUGCAAAAUACCCAGCUCCAAGCAAUUGUCAGAUUAUAGAGGCACCAAAGAUGAACCCUGUGAUAUGGGACAAUCUACCUCCGAUGACAAAAAGCCGUGACUUGAAGUUACAGCGAGUUCAGAAAUCACUCACUCAUGGCAUCAAUGCAUUUGCCCGCUCCGUUUCUACGGGCGGUAUAACUGAUACACAGCAAGAUGCUUUGGCGUUGAUUUGUAACGCUAACUUUGAACUGAACUGCCUGCGAAAAGAGCUCAUAAAACCUGAUUUGAAUGCAAGGUUUACGCAUCUGUGCAAACCUACUCUGCCAGCUACUAGACUUUUGUUUGGUGAUGAUCUUGGAAAGCAGGUGAAGGAUCUCAAAGAUCAGCAACUGGCAGCGGCCGGUGUAAUGAGGGACAAAUUCAAAAACCGCUUUGCUUCGCAUCCCUAUCGGGGACGUGGCUACAAUGCACCGGGGCACCGCUGGGGCUCACAGAGCCAAUCCCGCGGGUAUAGCAGGCCAAUGUCAGGAUCGCAGGGUGGCCCUUUUUUAGGGUACAGACAGAACAGGAGGGGCAGACAGCCUCCGUACACUCAGUCUCAGGCUCCGAACCAGCCUCAAAUGCAAGUGCCAGGUGCCCAGAGGGGUCCCAUGGGCCAGCAGAGGAGGAAGUAGAACUCCCAAGACCAAGUCACGACAAGGUGCUGCGCCAGCCACUAGAAAGUAAAGGUUUGAGUGCAAGAGCUAUCAAUGUAAUAGCAGCAUCGUGGCGAGCAUCAACGACAAAGAACUA